Messenger RNA from Alternaria atra, 684 nucleotides. RefSeq lists its product as uncharacterized. Gene Ontology annotation, cellular component: cytoplasm. The transcript has 2 exons. Gene Ontology annotation, biological process: import into nucleus. NCBI's taxonomy places the organism in Eukaryota, Fungi, Ascomycota, Dothideomycetes, Pleosporales, Pleosporaceae. The record is from RefSeq and is a predicted model, not a curated record. Bases 1 to 684 code for a protein of 227 amino acids.
AUGGCAACAGCUGUACUCGCAGGUAGCACAGGCUUGGUCGGCUCAAACAUCCUCUCCCAGCUCCUCGCACACCCCUCCUUCUCCGCCAUCCACGCAUUUGCACGCCGCGACCUAUCCAAUCCCGCAGGCUCAACGAAGCUCCAGCCCAUAAUCGCAACCGACUCAUCACAAUGGCCCAGACAGUUCCCGUCCUCGCAGAAACCCAGAGUCUUCUUUAGCGGUCUUGGUACAACACGCGCACAAGUCGGCGGCUUCGAGGCACAGCGCAAGAUCGAUUACGACCUGAACCUCGAUCUUGCGAAGACCGCCAAAGAAGCCGGCGUAGACACGUAUGUUUUGAUUAGCAGCAACGGCGCAAGCACCGCUUCAUACUUUGCAUAUCCCAAGAUGAAAGGCGAACUGGAAGAGGCUGUCAAGGGUCUCGGCUUCAAACAUACGGUCAUUGUGCGUCCCGGUCUGAUUGUUGGGGACAGGACAGAGUCGCGGCCGGCUGAGGCUGCGCUGAGGGGUCUUGCGAAGGGAUUGAGGGGCUUGACGCCCAAGAUGACGGACUGGUGGGCGCAGGAUGCUAGUAUGAUCGCGAGAGCCGCAGUGAAUGCUGGGGUGCAGUGUAUGGAGGGGAAGAGAGAGGAGGGUGUAUGGCAUGUGGAGAUGAAGGACAUUGUUGCGUUGGGCAAGGAGUAG